GCCUGGCGGCGGCGGACGCGGCCGGGGCGGACGCGCAGCGGAGCCGGAGCUGUAGCUCUCCUGCCCCCGUGGAAGUGUGACUGGUAUGGGUAAUGGUGUGAGAGAAGGUCCAGUGGAAUUCCAGAGGGAUGUGGAGCCCGUCACGGCCCGAAUUCCGGCAGAGGAUAACCAGGAGAAGAAGAAAGUGCUGAACUCCCUGAUAUCUGGGGCACUGGCUGGGGCUGUGGCUAAAACUGCAGUGGCUCCUCUGGACAGGACAAAAAUCAUGUUCCAAGUGUCUUCAAAAAGAUUUUCUGCCAAGGAAGCCUACAGGCUGAUUUAUCACACCUACCUCAACGAGGGCUUCUGGAGCCUCUGGAGAGGGAAUUCCGCCACCAUGGUCCGCGUGAUCCCCUACGCCGCCAUCCAGUUCUGCGCCCACGAGGAGUACAAGCAGAUCCUGGGGAAUUACUACGGAUUCCAGGGAAAGGCACUGACACCUUUCCCUCGCUUCAUUGCCGGCUCCCUGGCUGGCACCACGGCUGCCAUGGUCACCUACCCCCUGGACAUGGUCCGUGCCCGCAUGGCUGUCACGCCCAAGGAGAUGUACAGCAGCAUUGUCCACGUCUUCAUCCGGAUCUCCCGGGAGGAGGGGCUGAAAACCUUGUACAGGGGCUUCACACCCACCAUCCUGGGCGUCAUUCCCUACGCCGGCCUCAGCUUCUUCACCUACGAGACGCUGAAGAAAGUCCACGCAGAGCACAGCGGGAAGGCGCAGCCCUCGCCCCCGGAGCGGCUGCUGUUCGGGGCGUGCGCCGGCCUCAUCGGGCAGUCGGCCUCGUACCCGCUGGACGUGGUGCGGCGCCGCAUGCAGACUGCCGGCGUGCUGGGCCACACCUACAGCUCCAUCCUGCUCACCAUGCAGGAGAUCGUCAGGGAGGAGGGACUGGUGCGAGGGCUCUACAAAGGGCUCAGCAUGAACUGGGUGAAGGGCCCCAUCGCCGUGGGGAUCAGCUUCACCACCUUCGACCUGACGCAGAUCCUGCUCCGCAAGCUGCAGCAGAGGUAGUGGCUCGGUGGCCAGCGUGUAGAAAGAGCAGUUGGUUCUUCCCUGGCCUCCCACGUGCUCCUGCAGCUGAGAACUCGCCCGUUUGGGUUUUGGUUUGGUGGGGU
Pseudopodoces humilis (Tibetan ground-tit) is the source of this 1152-nucleotide messenger RNA. RefSeq names its product solute carrier family 25 member 42 (gene SLC25A42). The record is from RefSeq and is a predicted model, not a curated record. NCBI's taxonomy places the organism in Eukaryota, Metazoa, Chordata, Aves, Passeriformes, Paridae. Gene Ontology annotation, cellular component: mitochondrial inner membrane. Gene Ontology annotation, biological process: transmembrane transport.